Molecule: messenger RNA, 2283 nt
Organism: Yarrowia lipolytica CLIB122
Lineage: Eukaryota; Fungi; Ascomycota; Dipodascomycetes; Dipodascales
Biological process (GO): proteasome-mediated ubiquitin-dependent protein catabolic process
Cellular component (GO): GID complex
Source: RefSeq, a predicted model, not a curated record
AUGUUUCUACCUGUCGCUGACCAAGAGCUGGUGGCACAAAUAUGCAACCUGAGAGAGCUGUCACCCGACGCCCAGCUGGCAGCCUGCAAAGCCCUCAAAAACGAAAUUAUCGGCCAUGACGAAAAGAAGACCCGCUACCUCGAAUGUGACGGAGUGGUGGUCUCUCUGGUGCAGGUGCUCCAGGACGGACCCUGGUCCGAAGAGCUGCGCACCCAGGCGGCGGUGAUCAUCGCCUCCUUCACCUCUGGCUGUGCUCCGCUGGUGCUGAACGAAUUUGUGCGGCUCGGAAUACACAGAGUCAUCGUCACUGCUAUUGUGGAGGCUGACAGUCACAAGGUGCAGUACAUGAGCGCGCUGCUGCGAACACUGGCUGCUCUGCUCAAGGUAAACGACACGGUGGCAAACGAAUGCAUCGAAGACUCGCCCCAGCUGCUCAAGGCCCUGUCGCACCACAUUUCUGUGCCCUCAACACCCCUACCCGUCGUCUCUCUAUGCACUCCUCUUGUUCCGCUACUGGGACGUUCUCGCCCUGGAGUGCAACGGCUAGGAGAAGACCUCAGCGAACCCCUUGCUGCUCGUAUCCUUUUACUCACCCAACAGUAUCUUUCCCAAAGAGAUCGAAUCCCCUCUAUCUACACAGAACCCCUGGCGUCAGCAGUUUUUGCACUGAGCCAUGUGGUUCGCCACAGCUUAGCAAUGAAACUGCUGGAGGGAGAGGUGGGGACUGCGGGCACCAACUGGAGCUCCGGACGUCUCCUACAAGACCUCUUCUUGCUACUACGAGCAGGAGACACCCAAGUGCGACUGGCUGUCUGCUUCCUGUUUUCUAACCUGCAUCUGCAUAUGCCAGCAUCACAACAGCUCGAGAUUGCCCGGCCUCUAUUACCUGUUCUAGUGCCCAUGCUGUCCGGUCCAGAAGACACCGACCCCCGAGUGUGCAAGACUCUAGCCCUCCUCUGUCGAGACCAUAUAGAUAUGGCAACCUUGGCUGCUGAGGCCCGUGUCAUCGAACUGGCAUGCACUCUGGUGACUUCCAGGGUACCUGAAGUCGAGCCCUCUAACCACUGCAACCAGCUGGAAGAAGUCAUUGCUGAUGCUCUUCUUCUAGUGGCAGCUAUUGGAAUGCAUAAGGACUCCUUCAGAGCUCGAAUUGUCGACUGUGGGGUCUUGUCGCAUGUCAUCAAGAUUAUGCGAAUGAAGACACCUCCAUCUGGAGACCCUCGAGCUCGAGCGGUGCGAAAGAUGAAAAUUUCGUCAUGUUACCUUGUUCGAGCUCUUUCUCGAAGUGUAUCGUUGCUGCGAACUGGAUUUGUUGACGAAGAGGUUGUAGAAGGUAUCAUCGAGCUUCUGGACGAGACUCCCUCGGAACCAGUGAACGCAGAGCCUGAUAACAUGGAUCAAACAGAGGACGGAGAGUCUCCUAACAUUGAAGAUCUGGAGGUCAAGGCUGCCAUCAUGGCGUCCAUGUGCAACCUCAUUCUUCCCUUUUCGCCCUUUAAGAAGAACAUUUUUGAACGAGGUGUAUUGCAAUCGAUUAUCGCUGGUGUCAACUCCGACUAUACUCCUCUGCGACUCAACUCCACCUGGGCUUUGAGACACGCAGUGCUGCCGCCUGACAACGACGACAGACUUAUUGAGGAGGCAAUGGGACUGUUGACUUGCAAACGUCUGCUGACCUUGCUCGGUGAUACUGAUAUCGAAGUCCAGGAGCAGGCCCACGAGUUGAUACGGAACCUGAUGAUGAAACAGGCCAACUUUGUUGAGGUCUUCUUUUCCCAGGUGGAGGCUCGUGAGUUCAUGCAGCUCCUUGAGAACAAGAUUGAUAUCAUAUCUCGCCAGCAUACCGAGACUGUGGCCGAGAACACAGCCACUCACUCGUCUUCACAGAUCAAGCUUGCCAAGACUGUCAAUGAGAAGCGCCAGGUAUACACACGCAUGCUCAGUGCCAUCAUUUACACUCUGGCCCAUAUUGCUGCGGGCCCCGAGGAGUUCCGAUUCAUGUUGAUUGAGCAGGAGUCUAUUCUUGUCAAGGUUGCCGAGUUCACUGGCCAUCGACAUUACGAUGUGCGUGCUGCAUGUGCGUGGUUGGUCAUCAACCUGACCUACGUGGACAAUAACAACGACCGUGAGUGUCGUGAGGGCGCUAAGCGACGAGCUCGUGCUCUUGUCAAACUGGGCUACAAGGAGAAGUUGGAUGCGCAACUGCGUGAUCCAUCUUUGGAUGUUGCCGAGCGAACCAAGAACGCACUCAUUACGCUUGAGUGGCUGUUGAACGAGAACUAA